AUGACUCCUCAGGUACUCCUGUUGGUAAGUCUGGCUACUGCUGUCAGUGGCCGGUCUGAGAAGCUGACAGUCCAAUCAGACUACUCUAAUCAUGAUCACGGAGUCUCCCUUCACGUGCCGGGAUUCAACGCGCAUACGGCAGAGGCCCAGGGUACCUAUGACCCUACUUAUAACGUACCUUUGAAACCGGGUCGCGAUUACAGCAAUUCCGAGUUUCUAGGACCUUCAUACAGCGGUCCUGAUCCCUCUCCUGCCCGCUACAAAAACAGAAACCCUAGUACCUCUGAUACAGCAUACAGUAAGCCUGAACCCCCAAUAUACAGUGUCCCAGCUCCCCCGGCUCCAGCAUAUAGCAGCCCUGACCCCCGUCCACCUAGAAGUAAAAUCUUUAGUGCACCAUCUACAAGGCACAGCAUACCUGAGGCCUCAUACAGCAACCCUGUGCCCCAUUCUCCUGUAUUCAGUAAUGCCAGUCCUCCCUCCCCUACAUACAGUAACGAAGAUCCCUCUUCUUCAGCAUUUAGUGGCUUUGAUUCCUCCGCUCCUAGACGCAAGGCUGGAGGGCGAGUCACAGCCCCAAGGGAACCAUCUUAUACCAACGACAUCCCACAGUCUGCUACUAAAAAGCAACCAGCGCAGUAUAACUUCCAGUACGAUGCGCAGGACAUAGAGACCGGCAGGAACCAUGGCCACCAGGAGACACGGGAAGGAUACAACACCCAGGGUUCCUAUUAUGUUCCUCUACCCGACGGUCGGGUUCAAAAGGUCACCUAUUACGUGGACGGUGACUCCGGCUUCAUGGCUGAGGUUACUUACGAGGGAGAGGCCACCUACCCGGAACCAUCGUACUCGCGCGAGUCUAUAUCCGGAUACCAGGCCGCUCCAGCCCCCAGCUACAAACCUGCUCCAGCCCCUAGCUACAAACCUGCUUCAGCCCCCAGUUAUGAACCUGCCCCAGCCCCCAAUUAUAAACCUGCCCCAGCCUCCAGUUAUAAACCUUCUCCAGCCCUCAGCUACAAACCUGUUCCAGCCCCUAGCUACAAACCUGUUCCAGCCCCUAGCUACAAACCUGUUCCAGCCCCUAGCUACAAACCUGUUCCAGCCCCUAGCUACAAACCUGCUCCAGCCCCCAGCUAUGAACCUGUUCCAUCCCCCAGUUAUACACCUGCUCCAGCCCCGAGCUAUAAACUUGCCCCAGCUUCUAACUACGAACCUGCCGAUACCUCCAGCUACAAACCUGUUCCAGUCCCCAGCUACAAACCUGUUCCAGUCCCCAGCUACAAACCUGUUCCAGCCCCCAGCUAUAAACCUGCUCCAGCCCCUAGCUAUAAACCUGCCUCACUCCCUAGCUACGAACCUGCCCUACCCCCCAGCUACGAACCUGCCCCAGCCCCCAGUUACGAACCUGCCCCAGCCCACAGCUAUAAACCUGCUCCAGCCCCCAGCUACAAACCUGCCCCAGCCCCCAGCUACAAAGCUUCUCCAGCCCCUUCCUAUAAACCUUCCCCAACCCCCAGCUAUGAACCUGCUCCAGUCCCUAGCUACGAGCCUGAUCUAACCUCCAGCUACGAACCUGCCCCAGCCCCUUCUUAUAAACCUUCCGUAGUCCCCACUUACAAGCCUAGUCAAGUCUAUAAGCCAUUGCAAACCUCAAGAGGCAGAACUGCCUCUAGAAAAGGCUACAAGCCUACUCCUGCCCCCAGUUAUGAGCCUCCCCCAAAUGCGGCCUACGAAUCAGCGCCUACUCAAAAGUACGAGCCUACAUCUAAUCUAGCUCACGAAUCAGCAGCAAAGAAUCGUAGACGUAGGCCAGGCUCUAGGCAAACCUACAAAUCUACAUCUAGCCCAGCCUACGACUCUUCACCUACGCAAACCUACGAAUCUGUUAGUCCGGCCUACGAACCUGCCCCCACACUGAGUCACAAACCUACCUCGAGUACAGGUUACCAGCCUGCACCCACGCGAAGAUACCACCCUACACCACCUGCCAGUUACGACCCAUCACACGACCAUGAGGAAUCAACCAUCUAUGAGGAUUCUCCAUCCUACGACCUAAUUUCCGCCUAUGAAGAAGUCCCUGGUGAAGAGUACAAAGAUUCGGCAGAUUACUAGUGCGAAAAAUCCCUAGCACAGAUAUAUAAUUCAUAAUAAAUAUUGCAUUGUU
Molecule: messenger RNA, 2164 nt
Organism: Cherax quadricarinatus
Lineage: Eukaryota; Metazoa; Arthropoda; Malacostraca; Decapoda; Parastacidae
Source: RefSeq, a predicted model, not a curated record